Messenger RNA from Orbicella faveolata, 1625 nucleotides. RefSeq names its product pyroglutamylated RF-amide peptide receptor-like. Gene Ontology annotation, cellular component: plasma membrane. The record is from RefSeq and is a predicted model, not a curated record. Gene Ontology annotation, molecular function: peptide binding; G protein-coupled receptor activity. Lineage: Eukaryota; Metazoa; Cnidaria; Anthozoa; Scleractinia; Merulinidae. Gene Ontology annotation, biological process: cellular response to hormone stimulus; G protein-coupled receptor signaling pathway.
CUGUCAAAAAUAGCGACACUGAGAACAGCUCAUCACUAUCUUUCUAUCCAAGCUUGUGUGGUAAAGAUUCGACAAAGUUUGAUUCCAUUGAAGACCGAAUUUUUCACCUGAUUCAUUAACAGGUUAUCAAUUGGACGUAUGAUUUUCUAGGACAGAAUGGCUAUAGUCACCUUGUUUCUGUCUGUCUGUCUCUCUGGAAUUUGUAGCCAGGCGUAUUUUAGCUAUUCAACAGAACCAGGCGGUUUCCCGGGGCAAACGCUAUAGCGUUACAUAUUCAAGGUAACAUUACAAGACGAAGUAUUCAUCAAAUAUUCAAUAAUCAGUGCUUGGCAGUUUUGUUUUUUUCUCACAUGUCAAGUAUUCACAAAUAAUCAUCUAGCUAUCAGGAAUUCACUCUUCCUUAUCUCUUUAUUAAACCUAGCAAACCUCGCGACUGUGUAACAUCAUCAACAACAUUCAGACAUGAUCGAAUCAUCUGGCAUUGCCACAGCAACGGUACACUUCAUACUUGUCAUCGUGGACAUCGUUGGAAAUUGCCUCGUUUGUGCGAUCAUAAAGAAACAUCGAGACAUGAGGACUCCCAUCAACUAUCUACUAGUGAAUCUGUCUGUAGCGGAUAUAUUGUACGCGACCUUGAUUACCCCAAACACUUUCCACGGGCUCACUUCUACCCAGCCAGAUGGGAUGGGCGGUACGGUUUUAUGCAAAUUGAUGACGGGUGGAGGCUUGGCAUGGAUUGCUGGAAUUUCCUCGGUAGUCACGAUGAUUGCAAUUGCUGCUGAACGAUAUUUUGUGGUAAACUGUCCUGCUGGUAACAUUGGCAAACUUACCAAGCGUAAACUAAAGAUGAUCAUUCCCGGUUCGUGGAUCUUUUCGUUGAUAGUCCAUAUACCUCUGUUCCUGGCCUUAAAAGUAAAGGACAAUUCCUGCGUGUGGAUGGUUGAAGAAUGGAUGCCAAAAGCCUAUUCUUUGUACUGGUCAGCCAUUGUAGUUGUAGCCAUGGUAAUAAUGGCUGGGUUGUAUUCCAGAAUCGUGUACACCCUGUGGAUAAAACGUGAUCCUGAGAAUCAGCUCACUUUCCAACAGAGGGUAAGUAUUAAACAAAGAAGUUCAAUACGUGAACAUUUCUCUUUUAGUCAAUCUUAGGAUGUUGGCGGGAAAGAAAAUUCCAAGUAUUUCUUCCUUUCUAGUCUGUGGAUAUCAAGAGGUAAGUGUUAAUGAAAGUUCUCCCCGUACGCCAGUUUUGAUCUUCUUAAUCCUCUAUGGGUGCCCUAAUAGAACUUUUCCGUGUACCAAGGCCUCGCCAGUUAAGAGAGGGGGGGUAGCUAUUACGACAAGAACCGUAACGAUCGUGACAGAGUGUGGUUGGUUACAUUAUGUUCAAGUGUCACACUCUUGUUGCGAGAGUGAGAUCGUGACAGUGUGACUGUGACAUCAUGUCUGACAUUCGCAUUGUGACGAACAACUUAAGGCCCAUCGAUUUGCAAAAUUCAACUCAUUAUAAUAGGCAAAGUUUGGUGUAGAGAUUGUAAUUCUCACCUGUCACUGACGUUGUCAAUAACUUAAUUGUCCCUGCGACAUUUUGAUUGAAACAUUGCCAUUAAGUGGCAGUCCCGCUAAAAGCA